Molecule: messenger RNA, 6029 nt
Organism: Salvia splendens (bonfire salvia)
Lineage: Eukaryota; Viridiplantae; Streptophyta; Magnoliopsida; Lamiales; Lamiaceae
Product: formin-like protein 20
Exons: 16
Coding region: 631-5385 (1584 amino acids)
Source: RefSeq, a predicted model, not a curated record
AAAAACAAAACGAAACAGAGUUGGAAAAGAAAACAACAAUUUCAAGAAAUCGACAACCGCAAAGUCGGGUCCUAUUCACUGUUCAACCGGGUCGGAUCUGUCUCCCCUUGACGGCUAUCCUUUCACCUUUUCACUCCCACUACGUUUCUCUACCCCUUUCUCUUUCUACAACUCUCUCUCUCUUCACCCCCCAUGUGAUCAAGUCCCCCUUUUUGCAAUCACAAAACGGUCCUAGUAUAUUUUGUGUAUCGUUAUCCUCUUCUGCUACCACUCUACUGAUCGUCAGCUACUCGAAUUUGACUUAAUUUGUGCUGAAGUUUCUUACCCCUUUCAAUUUUUGCUGUUCUUGGAUCUUUUUCUCGGCCAUUUCUGUUCUAGUUCAGUUGGGCUGCGGCGAUUGAACUGUUGGAUUGGUGCGAAUUGAGAAUCCGGAGCUGAAUUGCGGUGGUUGGUGGUGUUUUUGAUCUGGGUCUUGUUCAGCUUGUUGAGUUGCAUUGCGGUGGUGAUUGGCCUGCUGUGGAGAUCUGGUGGUUAGUUAGGUCAAAUUGGGGGUGAAGUUUGGAUUUUGGGGUACUUAAUUGGGGGAAAUUGGGGGUUUGGAUCCGGUCAGGGGGGAAACAGCGCCAUUAGAUGGCGCUGUUCAGAAGGUUCUUCUACCGGAAGCCGCCUGAUCGGCUUCUCGAGAUCUCCGAGAGGGUCUACGUGUUUGAUUGUUGCUUCUCCACCGAUGUACUUGACGAGGAUGAGUACAGAACGUAUAUGAAUGGAAUUGUUGCUCAGUUACAGGACCACUACCCCGAUGCUGCUUUUAUGGUUUUCAACUUCAAAGAAGGCGAAAGAAGGAGCCAAUUAUCUGAUGUGUUAUCUCAGUAUGACAUGACAGUAAUGGAUUACCCUCGGCAGUAUGAAGGGUGUCCGCUGUUACCGCUGGAGAUGAUUCACCACUUCUUGCGUUCCAGUGAGAGCUGGCUGUCACUCGAGGGCCAACAGAAUGUGCUGCUGAUGCAUUGUGAAAGGGGAGGAUGGCCUGUGCUCGCCUUUAUGCUUGCGGGCCUUCUUCUGUACAGGAAACAGUACUCAGGCGAGCAGAAGACGCUUGAAAUGGUCUACAAGCAAGCACCGAGAGAACUUCUUCAUCUCUUGUCUCCUUUAAAUCCCCAACCAUCUCAGCUCAGAUACCUUCAGUACAUCUCUAGAAGGAAUAUUGGGUCGGACUGGCCACCGUCAGAUACACCUCUGAGUUUGGAUUGCAUUAUUCUUAGGAUCCUUCCUGUAUAUGAUGGUGGGAGAGGAUGCCGGCCAGUAGUUCGUGUGUAUGGUCAGGAUCCUACUUCAAAAACAUCUACUAGAAGUUCGAAGCUUUUGUUCUCAACCUCGAAAGUCCAAAAGAAAAUCCGCUUCUAUCAGCAGGAAGAGUGUGAGCUAGUCAAAAUCAAUAUCCGUUGCCAUGUUCAAGGAGAUAUUGUUCUUGAGUGCAUCCACUUGGAGGAUGACUUUGUGAGAGAAGAAAUGAUUUUUAGAGUAAUGUUCCAUACAGCAUUUGUCCGGUCAAACGUUUUGGUGCUGAACCGUGACGAAACUGAUGUUCUUUGGGAUGCCAAGGAUCAGUUCUCUAGAGAAUUCAAAGCAGAGGUACUCUUUUCGGAUGCAGAUUCUGUUCGUUCUGUUGUGAACAAUGAUGAAGCAGAAAGUGACGAUGGAAAUGAAACAGAAAAUGCCGGAGCUGAGGAAUUCUUUGAGGCCGAAGAGAUAUUCAGCAGUGCAGUGGAUACUCAUGAUGGCAAGGUGGAACCGGAGUCUGAUGACUAUGAAGUAAUCACGAAUUCUGAGGUAAAUGAGAGUAACCAGGAGGUCGCCGUGAAGGAUGAUUCAGACCAUCAUGCAUUCGAAGAUUGUGCACCUGAUGUGGGAAUUCAGAGGCAUGAACGCAAUGACAGUGCACUGUGUAAUGGCAAUGCUAAAGUAGUGUCUGGACUUGAGACUGAUAAAGUAGCUACCAAUGCGGAAACUAAAUCUGUUAAUAGUGGAACGGGUGAUGAGUCUGAAGAUGAAGGAGAGAGUGAGCAAAACGAAGAAGCUCCUCGUUUAAUGAAGAAUCUCGGAAAGCAGGGCCAGGAACAGAAAUCUAGUGCUGAUAGUAACAAGCCAAAGUUUGAUAGAAGCCUCUCGACUGUAUCUAAAAAGCCACCUGUUUCUAUUUCCCGAUCUGCUUCUGAUGCAGUCACUACCAGUAAAAAAUCUAAGCUGCUGGAUUCGCAGACCACUCCAGCUAGAGUGGCAAAACCAACUGCUGUAUCAAAGUGGAUACCUACUAAUAAAGGUUCUUACACUAACUCAAUGCAUGUUUAUUAUCCGCCAUCAAGAUAUAACAGUGCUCCGGCAUCACUAACUCUUGGCAAAGAUUCUGGAAAAGAUUCUGCGCCUGGAGGGAAAUCUAAGCCUCCUUUUGUUACUUCAUCUUCAGCAACCGCUACAGCUGACAGAGGUAGUAGUGCGUCUGGACGUUCCAGGCAUGCAUCUAACUCGCCAUCAUUAGAUGCAUUACUGGCUAAAGAUGCUUCUGCUGCAUCUCUACCUUUACCCUCACAGGUGGGAGAUAAAGCUGAAAAAAGCAUAGAAUCUCCACCACCUUCAGAUACAGCCCAGCAAUCGCCUCCACCACCACCUCCUCCACCUCAGCCUAAUUCUUUUCUAUAUGAACCUUCAUCAACACCUACAGAAUUGUUUCAAGAUGGCGAGGGCAGUGUUCUUUCAUCUCCACCUGCACCUCCUAGCCUCUCACCAAAUGGUGGACGUUUUACUCCUCCACCUCCGCCUCCGCCUCCGCCUCCGCCUCCGCCUCCGCCUCCGCCUCCACCUCCACCUCCACCUCCACCUCCACCUCCACCUCCACCAUCUGCAGAUGAUGUUACUGUCUUGCCCUCAAGAGUAUACCAGCCACCCCCACCUCCACCUCCACCUCCACCCCCACACCCACCCCCACCUUCCACACUUCCAUUUCCUCACACUGCUAUUGAUAGUAAGUUCUCACCUUCCUCUUCCCAUCCUCCAUCCUCAGGUACAAGCUUAUGGACAGCUCUACAGGAAGUCAUUCCCAAAACCCCGGCUCCUCCUCCUCCUCCCCCUCCCCAUUCUUCCAAUGUGCAGAAUACCAGUAGAGUGCCACCGCCUCCACCACCUCCUCCACCCCCAGUCUCUGGGAGUUCAUGGCAUGCGCCUUUAGGAGUAUCACCUUCACCACCCCCACCUCCUCCGCCACCACCUCCCAUGAAUGGGUCUUUUCAAUCACAUAGAGCUCCACCUCCACCACCUCCUUUUUCACGUAGUGCACCCCCGCCUCCUUUGAAUGGAGCACCACCACCACCUCCUCCGCCUCCACCACCUUCCACCAACCAAAAUUAUUAUCCUUCUCAGAACCAUAGAACUCCACCACCCCCACCUCCCCCACCUCCUUCUAAUGGAGCGCCACCACCUUCCACCUACCAAAAUUAUUAUCCUUCUCAGAACCAUAGAACUCCACCACCACCACCUCCUCCUCCUUUGCAUAGUGCUCCACCUCCACCUCCACCACCACCACCACCACCACCACCUUCUCCUUUUGGUGCACCUGGUGUACCGCCACCUCCACCACCUCCAGGAUGGGGAAUGCCUGCUCCACCACCUCCUCCACCACCUCCGGGAGGGAGAAUGCCUGCUCCACCACCUCCUCCUCCACCUCCCGGAGGGAGAAUGUCUGCUCCACCACCACCUCCUGGACGCGGAAUGCCUGCUCCACCACCUCCUCCACCUCCAGGACAAGGAAUGGCUGGUCCUCCACCACCUCCACCACCUCCAGGACGAGGAAUGCCUGCUCCACCGCCACCUCCCAAUCGGGGAGCUCCACCACCUCCACCUCCUCCUACAUGUGGAACCCCAAUUCCCCCUCCCCCACCUUCAAGUCGUGGCCCUCCACCACCUCCACCCAUAGGAGGAGCACCACCUCCACCACCACCUCCUGGAGGUCGUGUUCCUGGUCCACCUGCACCUCCAGGACCUCCAAGACCUCCAGGAGGUGGACCGCCCCCACCUCCUCCAUUUGGUGCAAAGGGACCUGCAACAGAUAGUAAAGGUUUGCUUGCUGGUAGAGGGCGUGGGCUUCCACGGCCAAUGGCAACAGCACCUCGAAGGUCUACCUUAAAGCCACUUCAUUGGAGCAAGGUAACCAGGGUAUUACAAGGAAGCUUGUGGGAAGAAUUGCAGAGAUUUGGCGAUCCUCAAGUGGCACCAGAAUUCGAUGUGUCAGAACUUGAGACCCUUUUCUCUGCCACUGUACCAAAGUCAGAUGCAGGAGGAAAAGCUGGAAGCCGGAGAAAAUCUACUGGAUCUAAGCCUGAAAAAGUUCAUCUGAUUGACCUAAGGAGAGCAAACAACACUGAAAUUAUGCUCACAAAAGUGAAAAUGCCCCUUCCUGACAUGAUGGCUGCAGCACUUGCAAUGGAUGAAUCAAUUUUGGAUGCUGAUCAAGUAGAAAAUCUCAUUAAGUUCUGUCCAACUAAAGAAGAGAUGGAACUUCUUAAGGGCUACACAGGGGACAAGGAGACUUUGGGGAAGUGCGAACAGUUUUUCCUGGAGCUGAUGAAGGUUCCACGAGUGGAAUCUAAGUUAAGGGUUUUCUUAUUCAAGAUCCAAUUCAACUCUCAGGCUUCUGAUUUCAAGAAAAGCUUGAACACUGUAAAUUCAGCAUGUAACGAGGUUCGGAGUUCCCUCAAGCUUAAAGAAAUUAUGAAGAAGAUUUUAUAUCUUGGAAAUACAUUAAACCAAGGAACUGCUAGAGGUUCUGCUCUUGGAUUCAAAUUAGACAGUCUCUUGAAGCUCACAGAUACACGUGCAUCCAACAGCAAGAUGACACUCAUGCAUUAUCUUUGUAAGGUGCUUGCUGCAAAGACACCAGCUCUUUUAGACUUUCAUCAAGAUCUUGUUAGCUUAGAAGCUGGGGCUAAGAUACAAUUGAAAUCUUUGGCAGAAGAGAUGCAAGCCAUUAUCAAAGGUUUAGAGAAGGUAAAGCAGGAAUUGGCUGCUUCCGAAAACGAUGGUCUUGUAUCUGAAACUUUUCGCAAGACAUUGAAGGAAUUCGUCACCAUUGCUGAGACUGACGUGGCCUCUGUGACAUCUCUAUAUUCUAUUGCGGGGAGAAAUGCAGAUGCACUAGCUCAGUAUUUUGGUGAGGACCCUGCACGAUGCCCUUUCGAGCAAGUCAUUGCAACCCUCUUGAACUUUGUCAGAAUGUUCCGAAAAGCUCAUGAAGAAAACUGCAAACAAGCUGAACUAGAAAAGAAGAAAGCCCAGAAGGAAGCUGAAAUGGAGAAUGCCCAAGGAUUAAACCUGUCGAAGAGAGCGAAACGUUGAGUUGAAUGCUUUUUAGCAGAGACCCAUAUGGCUGUUCCCAACGCUCAGCCUAUGCCCAUCUACAAUAUUUGACUGCAUACACCGCAGGAUGCAGCCAACGAGCCCUCAGCUUUUCUGGAAACCCGGUGCAGAGGCUGCUGUCGAGCCAUCACAAAACCUGAAACUGUAAAGAAGGAAAUUUGAGAAAGCCCGGUGGUUGUUGGGAUGGUGAACGCAACGGAGAUUUCAUCAUCAGAGGUACGUGUUGAGCCCUCGACAUUGCAGGUUGGACUAAUGAGAAAACAUGCUCGUUUUUAUGUGAGAAAACAGUAGCCCUCCCGGUUUUCUGUAUCACCGCAUUGAAUCACCGGUCGACAGAUGAAAGUUGUACAUAAUUGCUAACCCUCUACUUAGAUUUAACACUAAUUCUUUGGUGUAGUUAUAGAAUUCGAUUUGGCUCCUCGCGUUGAAAUGCGUCUUUGUAUAGAACCCGAGUACAGAGAAUAUGUUAUAUAGAACUAGAAGAGCAUAGUCUAAGAUUUGUAGAUAGAUGAUCUAAUCCAGCAUAGGUUUUUUGGUCUCAUCUGUUUCCCUUUACUUUCAAGAAUUGGAUAAAUUCAUUCAUUAGUGAGAAGUUUUCAAGCUUGAUCUGUUGUUUUUUCUUA